Mugil cephalus (flathead mullet) is the source of this 3632-nucleotide messenger RNA. RefSeq names its product divergent protein kinase domain 1C (gene dipk1c). NCBI's taxonomy places the organism in Eukaryota, Metazoa, Chordata, Actinopteri, Mugiliformes, Mugilidae. The record is from RefSeq and is a predicted model, not a curated record. The coding region runs from base 1789 to 3150 and encodes 453 amino acids. The transcript has 11 exons.
UCUCUCUCUAGUUGAGCUUCAGACCGGGGGAGAGAGCGAGGCAGCAGCAGCAUGAGGAGAAACCAGAGACCGCUAUGAGACGGCGCUGCAGCCUGACAGUCCGGACUCAGGGUUUAGGUUUAGAGGACGACGAGGUCGACGUGUGUCCUCCUCAGAGCUGACAGCUGCAUCGUCUCCCUCUGGAAACCUCUCCCGCUUUAUCCCCCGGAGCAUCUUCAGGGAGCGAGCUGCUCCUUCAGCGCCAGACUUUUCUCAGGACGUCAGGACCACAGCUGGAGGAUCCUCCUGAAUGAUUUCAGCAGCUGUGAGAGUAAAAAGUUCUGACUUCAGCCCGGAGUUUUGUUCAUCACCUCGGGGGACGGCUGCAGGAUGACAAAGUUUGGAAGUUGUUUCUGGCACCGCAGGAAGAGACAUGUCAUGUAGUCAACCUGCAGGCGGCUCCGUAUCUUUCGUGACUUUUGUUCAUCUGUUUAAUCCCUUCUUAGUUUAGUUUUUUUCAGUUGACUGAAGCUGGACUACAGCCUCGAUCCGUGACUUCUUUAAGUCUUGGCUUAUUUCAGUGUUUUUGCAGAAGUCAGUUUCUGAUCAGUGUUUUCUAAUAUCAACAUCAUGUCUUCUUCACCAAAGGAGGUUAAAUAAGGUUAAAUAUCUGGACUGGUGACUGUCGUCAUUAUUCCUGGACCUCGGAGGGAAGGAAGAGAACAGUGUCUGGAGUUUUCUCAGGUGCAUUUAUGAUUUUUUUUUUUCAACCCAGCAGAAAAGAGAAGGAGCCAUGACUAUUUUUUCGACCUUCUAAAGGUUCUCGAUCAGUUUGACUUCAGUCAGUGAACUAUGAGCUGUCCUCUGCUCCUUAUCUGCAUUUCUGACUUUAAUCAGGAUCAGUAGCUGUGUCCUUUGGCCAGUGAGGAGUUAAAUCUUCUCCUUUGAUAUUUCAUCCUCUACGUCUGCGAGGAGUUAACUGUGAGAGCUCUGAGCCGUGGUUCACAUCUCAGCGAUGCAUCGCGGCUCCAGCGGCUGCUGCUGCUGCAACUCGAGGAAUUUCAGGAUCAGCGAGACAGAAACAGGGAUGUGCAGCGUUGCAGCUCCUCAUCGGUUCCUCUGCAGAUGAUAAAGAUCUUUGUCCCUGCGUUCAGAGCUGAGUCAGAGCCUUCUCUGCAGACGGACCCAGACUCCAGCAUCGCGCAGUGGGAACACGACUCGGCUGCUUCUGACUUCUCCCCUGUUCCCCAGUGUUUGUCCACGGGAGGAAGACGAAUCAACCAGCCGAAUAUGAGACAACAAAAUCUGAGCAUUAACGAAUUAAACUUCCAAAUAUUUCUGGUGGAAAGGCAGCGGAGCCGAGCUGGAGGUCGGACCAGUGCUCGCUCAGCGUCUGGAAUGUGUUGCUGUGAUUCGGUGAAGUCGUCUCUGGUUCAGGCUGAACUCUUCCUCUGACGGGUGGAAAGGACUUCAUGGUAUGGAUACUUUCCAUGACAUUUUUGGAUCUUGGAUUUGAGGCACGGUUCCAGAUUCCCUCCUUCACUGACUGCAGAGUGGAAUAUAUGACGACCUGGCUCCUAAAACUGGAUUAGAUUCAAGAGAGAGAGAUUAUUUUCCUUACAGUUUUAGAGGAUUAUUUCAUAUCUGAAUUUAAAACUUCUCUUGAGGUUGGAACGUUUUUGGUUUUUCUGCUACAACGAAUGUUUCAGAACCUGCAGCUCAACUCGUCUGUUCUCAGCCGGAGCUGAUUAUUCAGAAAACUCUUUCCAGCGGAGAAGCGUUCUGUGGACGGGGACCAGCUCGCCCACCAUGCUCCCCGGAGGGCUGGUGUCGGGCGGAGGGUGUCGCGGCGGAGGGCUGGGGAUGCUCCGGUGGCUGGGCCUCAGGCUGUGGUCCCGCCGGGGGACCCUGGUGUUCGCUCUGCUCUGGUUCGGGUCCUGGUUGUUUCUGAACGGGCUGGUUCUGGUCCACAGGACCAUUCUGUCCGACUACUGCACCGACGAUAAGAGCAAGAGGAUCCUGCAGAGACUGUGCCUGGAGUUCGGUGAGGGUUCGGUGACGGGGGACAUGUGUGAGGACCUGUGUGUCCUCGGCCUGGUCGAGUACAAACGCUGCCUCUACUACGAAAACGGAAAGAAGGUGAUCGAGGCCCACUGGAGAGGAAAGCCUGUCAUCCUCAAGUCCAAGCUGGAGAACUUCUCCUCUUAUGAGCCUCUGGGAAUCCUGGACUACCAGGACACGGCGGAGGACCUCUCCCCUCUGGAUGUAGUUUAUUAUGCCACACUGGAAGUUCGGAACUCCUUGGGUCUGGCCGAGGAGGGAAAGGAAGUGGCUUACAACAGCUCGGUGGCCGGAUUCUGGGGCAAGAAGCUGCAGAACAGAGACAAGAGUUACUCCAGAGCAGAGCUGGCCUCCCUCUGGUCGCUGCUGCAGCAGGAGGAGUACACCUUCCUGAGAGUCCUGCAGGACCUCAGCUCCCACGUGGCCCAGGUCUUGGGCUCCUGUGGUCACUUCUACGCCGUGGAGUUCCUGUCGGCCGGACACGCCUGGGACCAGAACAUCUUUUCCCUGGACGAGGUGGCUUCCUCUGGGCUCAGUGAUGCGGGCGGAGGUCGAGGGCGCUGGAGCUCCAGGGAGAUGGUGCAUCGCAUCGCUCUGAGCUUCCUGGACAUGGUGUGGCACUUCGACAAUGACUUCACCCACAAACUCCACCUCUGUGACAUCAAACCAGAGAACUUCGCCAUCAGGAAGGACCUGACGGUGGUGGCCAUCGACGUGGACAUGGCGUUCUUUGAGCCGAAGAUGAGGGACAUCCUGGACCAGAACUGCAGCAGCGACGACGACUGUAACUUCUUCGACUGCUCGUCCAGGUGCAACCUGAGCAAACGCAGGUGUAGCCCCCAACGCAGGAACAGCAACCUGCAGGUGAUUUGUGAGAAGAUUUUCAGGCCGUGGUUUUCUCCCACGCUGCUCGGGGCCAAAGCCGGACUUCCUCUGCAGGUGGAGCUGCAGCGAGCGGUGCAGGAGUGUUCAGAAAGUGACGGACCAGGAGAUGGGGACGUCCACCAGCGUCUUCUCAGCAUCAUCAAGCGCCUCCUCAGUGAGGGAGGGGCCGAAGGAGGAGGGGCCUCUGAGGGAAAAGGCCACACCCACACCGCUCUGAACUUCUGAGGAGGAGAAAGGGAAGAAGAGUCUAAUCAACCCUGUGACUUUCAGACAGAUCUGAAAGACGCUCCCGAUGUUUCCUCAUGUGAGGACGAUGUCACGGAUUCACUGGACCCGGUCAAACAAACAACAUGACUGUUUGAAUGUUUUAGUGACAAGCGCUGAGCCUCCAGUGAAAACGGAAACGAGACACUAGUUUCUCCUGUUUAGUCACUUUGUUCUAGUUUGACUCUGUGAAGGCUGAUAAUGAUUCAGACCAGAAUGAUUUCACUCUGAAUAAAAACUUCAAUAAGUCUUGAUACAAUAGAAGAAAAGAAAAACAUUUAACAUUUUAGAGUAAAUUUCACUUCUGAUAGUCUCUUGUAUCACAGAUGCAGAUUUCCACUUUAAUUCUCUGACUUUAGUUCUUUUUUUGUUUCCUUAACGUUACCAUGCAGCAACUGAACAUUAGACGUACGAGAUCCUUUAUAAUAAAAUCUCUAAUGAAC